AUGUGUCCGACUGUCUAUGUCCGACUGUCUUUGUGUCUGACUGUCUAUGUGUCCGACUGUCUAUGUGUCCGACUGUCUCUGUGUCCGACUGUCUAUGUGUCUGACUAUCUAUGUGUCCGACUGUUUAUGUGUCCGACUGUCUCUUUGUCCGACUGUUUAUGUGUCCGACUGUCUCUGUGUCCGGCUGUUGAUGUGUCCGACUGUCUAUGUGUCCGACUGUCUAUGUGCCUGACUAUCUAUGUGUCCGACUGUUUAUGUGUCCGACUGUCUCUUUGUCCGACUGUCUAUGUGUCUGACUGUUUAUGUGUCCGACUGUCUAUGUGUCCGACUGUCUAUGUGUCCGACUGUCUCUUUGUCCGACUGUCUAUGUGUCCGACUGUCUAUGUGUCCGACUGUCUAUGA
Homalodisca vitripennis (glassy-winged sharpshooter) is the source of this 402-nucleotide messenger RNA. RefSeq lists its product as uncharacterized. The record is from RefSeq and is a predicted model, not a curated record. The transcript has a single exon. Lineage: Eukaryota; Metazoa; Arthropoda; Insecta; Hemiptera; Cicadellidae. The coding region runs from base 1 to 402 and encodes 133 amino acids.